GUCCGCGUCAAGGACCGACCGAGCAUUAGUGAGUAGUGACAGAACAAGGCAAGACACGGUAAGAUUAGACAAGAUAGGGCGAGACAACACAAACGUCAGACAUGACGGGACGCUGCCGCCCGGGCCUGUGGCGACCCGCCCAACCCCUACAAGCCGCCAAGUUCCCCCAUGUUUCUCCUCCAUGCGACCCCCAUGCGCUGGUGCUUGCUUGCUUGCUCCCGGCGUGCUUUGAGGCUUGCGCUGGCAGAGCUGGCUGAGCUGACCGAGCUUGCAGCGUGCCUUGUAGAUCCGCCCAUGACGUCGCUGACAAGCUGGCAAGAAUCAGGCGCGGGAGCGCUUCG
Molecule: messenger RNA, 341 nt
Organism: Ilyonectria robusta
Lineage: Eukaryota; Fungi; Ascomycota; Sordariomycetes; Hypocreales; Nectriaceae
Exons: 1
Coding region: 102-257 (51 amino acids)
Source: RefSeq, a predicted model, not a curated record